UGUUUCUGUGGGGGGUUCACGGCUACAAGGGUUGGAACCUUCUGCCAACGAGGAAGGGACAGCUGGAACAACACGGAUAAUAGACAGGAACAGCUUUCUUUAGCAACUUUACGGACUUCUCUUCUUUUUCCACCUAGUUUCUGUAUUUUAAGGUGAACAGGUUAAAAUGAGUUCCAUGGACUUGGAGAAGCUGAAGAUGACGGGUGCUGGUCGGGCCAUGGCGGUGCUGACCAGCGGUGGAGAUGCACAAGGCAUGAACGCUGCUGUCCGAGCUGUGACCCGAAUGGGCAUUUAUGUGGGGGCAAAGGUCUUUCUCAUUCAUGAGGGAUACCAGGGCUUGGUUGACGGUGGAGACAACAUCAAACUAGCACACUGGCACAGUGUGACCAACAUUAUCCAACUGGGUGGGACUGUCAUCGGUAGUGCCCGCUGCAAGGCCUUCACAACUCGGGAGGGCAGGAUUGCUGCUGCCUUCAACCUGGUGAAGAAAGGCAUCACCAACCUGUGUGUGUGUGGUGGAGACGGCAGCCUCACUGGAGCCAACAUCUUCCGUAAUGAGUGGAGCAGUCUGCUGGAAGAGCUUAUGCAGAAAGGAAGGAUCACAGCUGAAAUGGCUAAGCAGAACAGUCACCUGAACAUCGUUGGGCUUGUGGGCUCCAUUGACAACGAUUUCUGCGGCACUGACAUGACUAUUGGAGCUGACUCUGCCCUUCACCGUAUCAUGGAGAUAGUUGAUGCUAUCAUGACUACAGCGCAGAGCCACCAACGCACGUUUGUCCUUGAAGUCAUGGGCCGACACUGUGGGUAUUUGGCCUUGGUGACAGCACUGGCAUCUGGGGCAGACUGGCUCUUUAUACCCGAAUCUCCUCCCCAGGAGGGCUGGGAGGACCUCAUGUGUGCUCGUCUAGAGAGGAGCCGCACAAAGGGAUCAAGACUCAACAUUAUUAUUGUUGCAGAGGGGGCUAUUGAUUCAAAUGGAAAACCCAUCUCCUCAUCUUAUAUAAAAGAUCUGGUGAUAAAGAGGAUGGGCUAUGACACCAGAGUGACAGUGCUCGGCCAUGUUCAGCGAGGAGGGACCCCCUCAGCAUUUGACAGAGUACUGAGCAGUAAGUUGGGUGUGGAGGCAGUGGUUGCCCUGAUGGAGGCUUCCCCUGACACCCCAGCCUGUGUUAUUGGCCUGUCAGGCAACCAUGCAGUCCGUCUGCCUCUAAUGGAGUGUGUGGACAUGACUAAGCUGGUGCAAAAGGCCAUGAAUGAAAAGAGGUUCGAUGAGGCUCUUACACUGCGUGGAGGGAGUUUUGAGAACAACUGGAACAUCUACAAGCUUCUUGCUAUCCAAAAGCCUGCCCAGGCUGCAAGCAAUUUCUCUCUGGCUAUCUUGAAUGUGGGGGCUCCAGCUGCAGGGAUGAAUGCAGCGGUGAGGUCAGCUGUAAGGGUAGCACUCGCUCAUGGACACAAGGUCUAUGCUGUCCACGAUGGGUUUCAAGGGCUUGCUAAUGGAGAGGUGUUCGAGAUGAAAUGGCAUAAUGUGGCUGGUUGGACAGGCCAAGGGGGCUCACUGCUGGGGACUAAACGAACCCUACCAAAUAAAGACAUGGCUAAGAUUGUGGAGAACAUAAUCAAGUUCAACAUCUCAGCUUUGCUUGUGAUCGGAGGGUUUGAGGGGUAUGAAGGUGUGCUGCAGCUGUAUGAAGCACGGACACACUAUGAUGAGCUCUGCAUCCCCAUGUGUGUUGUCCCAGCUACCAUCAGCAACAACGUCCCUGGAACUGACUUCAGCCUGGGAGCAGACACUGCUGUCAAUGCUGCUAUGGAGAGCUGUGACAAAAUCAAGCAGUCUGCCUCUGGGACCAAGAGACGAGUGUUUGUGGUAGAGACUAUGGGAGGUUAUUGUGGCUAUCUGGCUACCACCACUGGUAUUGCUGUAGGUGCUGAUGCUGCCUACAUAUAUGAAGAGCCAUUUAACAUUCAUGACCUCAAGACCAAUGUGGAUCAUUUAAGUGAAAAGAUGAAGAAGGACAUCCAGCGAGGUCUUGUACUGAGGAAUGAAAAAUGCCAUGAAAACUACACUACAGAUUUCAUCUAUAGGCUGUAUACAGCAGAAGGGAAGGACGUCUUUGACUGCAGAGUCAAUGUGUUGGGACACCUCCAGCAGGGAGGGACACCUUCUCCCUUUGAUCGAAAUUUUGGCACUAAGCUGGGUGUCAAGGCUACCCAGUGGCUUUCAGAGCAGUUAAAGGAAAACUACAGACAAGGCCGUGUGUUUGCCAACGCUCCAAAUACAGCAUGUGUGCUUGGCCUUAACAGAAAGAUUCCUUUGUUUAUCCCUGUCACUGAGCUGAAGGACAUGACUGAUUUUGAGCACAGGAUGCCCAAAGUCCAGUGGUGGUUAAAUCUGCGGCCAAUGCUGAAAAUGUUGGCCAGGUACCAGACCAGCUUCUGUGAAUACAUCCCUGGAGAGAUCACACAUGUGACUCGACGUUCCAUCAGCAUUGACACUGGAUACUAGGCACUCCCAAGCAAAAGUGCUCAAUGCACUUUUUAAACCCUUAUCUCUCCAUCCUUUGUUUCUAUGAUGGUGUAAAGGGAAUAUUUUCCUAUCAUAAUUCAAGAGCUUUGUCUUUCAGAGUUCUACCUCAAAACGUUGCACUGAGAUUGUAGAUUGCUCUGCUCAAAACUGCAGAUCUGCUGCCAGAUGUAUUUCUGGUUGUACAGACUUCCUGUGCUCCAGGUUAACCCCUCCUCCACUCUACUUGCUUUGGCUUGCACUGGAAACUUGUGCUUUCAAACCUCUUUUAUAUUCUCAGGUUAUUGUUUAAGAGGGUUUUUUUAAAGUAAGCACCAAUGUAUUACAGCAAACGCCCUGAGGAGGGGUUCAUGUUUUGAUUCAUGGCCUUGAGCUGCACGUUGUUCCCACCCAAAUUGAAAGACUGUGCUCUUUAGUAAAGAUAGGAAUAUACCUCUAUGUUAAAAUACUUCAUGAACUCAGUAUGUCUUUAGUGUCAUAGUAGCUAUAGUAGAUUAAAUAAUGAAAAAGUGCUAUUCAGAUAUUCAUUUAUUGGUUGAAACAUUCAAGACUGAGAAUAUAUUAGUAUUACUUGUGCCAGGUGCACUUGAUGCUUUCUACACCCAAAAUGCUGCUUUAAACAGAUGGGCAGAUGUGCCAUGAGACCAUGCUUUCCAACUACUGAAUAUACUACACAACAGAUGAAUGUAUAUGGUGUGGUAUGGUUUGAUUUUAAAGUUAUACAAAUAGAAUAAGACUGAUUUUGAGCCAGAAAUAAUAUAUGAGGAACUGUCUUUAAAAAAAAAAAUCUUUUCUGGUCA
Messenger RNA from Melanotaenia boesemani (Boeseman's rainbowfish), 3327 nucleotides. RefSeq names its product phosphofructokinase, liver a (gene pfkla). Lineage: Eukaryota; Metazoa; Chordata; Actinopteri; Atheriniformes; Melanotaeniidae. Gene Ontology annotation, molecular function: monosaccharide binding; 6-phosphofructokinase activity; identical protein binding. The coding region runs from base 167 to 2509 and encodes 780 amino acids. Gene Ontology annotation, biological process: fructose 6-phosphate metabolic process; fructose 1,6-bisphosphate metabolic process; canonical glycolysis. Gene Ontology annotation, cellular component: 6-phosphofructokinase complex; cytoplasm; membrane. The record is from RefSeq and is a predicted model, not a curated record. The transcript is spliced from 22 exons.